AUGUCAAAAAUGCAACAAGUUACUUAAGAGGCUAAGGCAGAAAGAGAUUAGUUUAAAUUAUAAUAUGAAUAGAUGAAGGUAUUAUGUUCAGAAUCUGAGGAAUUGAGAAAGAGAUUAAAACUUAGAGAAGUAGAAAAUGAAUAAUUGUAAUGUGAGAAUGAUAAACUUAAAUGGAAAGUAAGGAAGGAUCCUAAUGGAAUUCUGUCUGAUCUUAAAAUAAUGAAAUUGUAAGCAGAAGAUCCAAAUGCUAAAGUAUCGAUGGAAUAAUUAUCGAAGUUGGACAAUCAAGUUAGAUAAUUGUAGGAAGAGAAUAAUAGGUAUGAUUGCUAAAUUAAAUUUUAGGUUAACUGCAGAAAAUAAAUAAUUAACUAAAUAGAUCUAAUAGACUGAGUUAUAUGUUUAAGAAGUUAAAUCUAUGUUUGAUAGAGAAAGGUCAUUUCUUGAAGAAAAGCUAUUUCAUAAAGAUAAGGAAAUUAAUGAAAUGAUCAUACGACAUCGACAUGAAAUGGCUGAUAUUGAAAAUAAAUAUCAAGAUCUUUAAAGAAGAUAAGACAAUGAAAAUAAGACAAGAUAAACCCAUCAAAAUUAUUAAUAAUAAUCAUACUCCUAGUAUAAUUAACCUAGUGUAGCUUAGCAAUCUAGUUCUAAGGUCUCACCAUAUAAUGUGCCUUAAUUAUAAGCUAAAAUAAAAUCUUAUAUUUGA
This is a messenger RNA of Paramecium sonneborni, 703 nucleotides long. Lineage: Eukaryota; Ciliophora; Oligohymenophorea; Peniculida; Parameciidae. The record is from the annotation of a GenBank genome assembly.